Messenger RNA from Closterium sp. NIES-65, 561 nucleotides. The record is from the annotation of a GenBank genome assembly. NCBI's taxonomy places the organism in Eukaryota, Viridiplantae, Streptophyta, Zygnematophyceae, Desmidiales, Closteriaceae.
AUGCGGCCCCGUCGCCUACCCCGUGGCCCCGGCGCCGCCCUUUCUCGGCCUCGACGCCGCCCUUCCCGACCCGGCCCAGCCUCUGCUGGCCCCAUCGCCUCCCUUGCGGCCCCGGCGCCGCCCUUUCCCGGCCCCGACACCUCCCUUCCCGGCCCCGGCCCAGCCCUUGCUGGCCCCGUCACCUACCUGCGGCCCCGGCGCUGCCCUUCCCGAGCCGCCUGGGCGCUGGAGGAGCUGGCGGGGGCGGUGGAGGCGGCGGUGGAGGCGGCGGAGGGAGUGGGGGUGGCGGUGGGGGUGGUGGCGGGGGUGGAGGUGUCGGUGGCAGCUGUGGAGGCGGAGGCGGCGGCGGUGGCGGUGGGAGCGGAGGUGGUGGCGGCAGUGGCGGCGGUGGAGGAGGCGGUGGCGGAGGCGGUGGAGCUGGUCGGGGUGGCGCUGCGCAGAGGGUCGGCUCCGGUGGUGGUCAGCGCCAGCAGCAACAGCAGCAGCAGCGCACUCGUGACAUCCCCCCCCCCUCAGCAGCUCUGUGAGUGGUACGCUGCACGCUGUCAGAAUAAUAUAUAA